AUGGCCUCUAUCCAGGCGCAAUGGGCAGACGGCCCCUUUGAGCUGAUACCAGCGUCCACCACAGGAUACAAGCCAGGCCAGAGGGUCAAGACCAGCCAACAGCUCGCCCAGGAGAUGAUCAUCCUUCACAACAUCAUCAUUCGAGGGAUCAACAGCAUCUACCUCCAGUGCGUCAACGUGGGCAGGUCCCCAGAGUCCGUCCCGGACUUUGUCGAGUACGCUCGGCUGUGGCAGCACCCAGUCCACGAGCACCACGACAACGAAGAGACGAUUGUGUUCCCCCGGAUCGAGGACCUGGUCGGGGCACCCGGGCUGAUGACGCCCAACGUCGAGCAGCACGCGGCCUUCCACGGCGGCCUCGAUGCAUUCAGCACGUACAUCGAGUCGGUGAAGAACGGCAGCGCCAAGUACGACGGCGGAAAGAUCCGAGAGAUCAUCGACUCGUUCAUGCCGGUGCUGAGGGAGCAUCUCUACGACGAGAUACAGACGCUGCUGGCGCUGGACAGGUACGAGGACAAAUGCGACUGGGCUGCCUGGCUCAGGAAGGUACACGCCGAGAUCGUGGCCCAGAUGCAGGCCGAUCCGAGCACCAAGCAUACCUUGAUGCCGAUGUUUAUGCAUCUCCACGAUGGCACAUUCGAUAACGACUCGCUGCCUGUGUGGCCUGUGUUGCCGUGGAUCGCCAAGGUGGUGAUCUCGUGGAUAUAUGACCGCAAGCACAAGAGCUGGUGGCGCUUUGCGCCGUGCGAUAUUAGCAGCAGACCUCAAGUGCUUCCAUUUGUGGAUUGA
Cryphonectria parasitica EP155 is the source of this 789-nucleotide messenger RNA. RefSeq lists its product as uncharacterized. The transcript is spliced from 4 exons. NCBI's taxonomy places the organism in Eukaryota, Fungi, Ascomycota, Sordariomycetes, Diaporthales, Cryphonectriaceae. The record is from RefSeq and is a predicted model, not a curated record. Bases 1 to 789 code for a protein of 262 amino acids.